UGCUGAGGAGGCGGGACCGGGGACGGCGGCAGACCGGUUGCUGGGUUUCAGCGAGGGCCAAGCCUGGCGGUGGGAGGUGAGAGGAGGUGAGAAUGGUAGUGGAACGACGUACUGGAGACCUUAUGGUGCCCUUGGGGCCCCAGCUGCAGGCAUAUCCUGAGGAACUCAUUCGGCAGAGGCCUGGACAUGAUGGGCAUCCUGAAUACCUGAUUCGAUGGAGUGUCUUGAAGUGUGGGGAAGUGGGCAGAGCGAGUGUGGAGGAAGGCAGGGCAGAGCACCUCCUCAUGUGGCUGUCAGCCCCAGAGGUCUAUGCCAACUGCCCUAUGCUGUUGGGUGAACGGACACUAUCCAAGGGACCUCAGUAUGAACCAGCUGGGGCUUCAGGAAGCUUUCCCAGAGACCCAGGAAGCCUGGAUGAAGUGGCAAUGGAAGAGAUGGAGACUGAUGUGCGGGCACUGGUACGCAGGGCUGCCAGGCAGCUGGCAGAAGGUGGGACUUCCAGCCUUACAGCUGCUGUGCUCCAUACCAUUCAUGUACUCAGUGCCUAUGCCAGCAUUGGGCCCCUCACGGGGGUUUUCAGGGAGACGGGAGCCCUGGACCUUCUCAUGCACAUGCUGUGUAAUCCUGAGCCUCAGAUCCGUCGGAGUGCAGGCAAGAUGUUGCAGGCUCUGGCAGCCCAUGAUGCUGGGAGUCGGGCUCACGUCCUUCUGUCACUGAGCCAGCAAGAUGGCAUCGAGCAACACAUGGAUUUUGACAGCCGCUACACUCUGCUGGAGUUAUUUGCAGAGACCACAUCUUCUGAAGAACACUGCAUGGCCUUUGAGGGCAUGCAUCUGCCUCAGAUUCCAGGAAAGCUGCUCUUCUCCCUGGUGAAGCGCUACCUGUGUGUCACUUCCCUGCUGGAUCAGUUGAAUAACAGUCCAGAAGCAGGAGCCGGAGACCAGAGCUCCUCGUGUCCCUCAAAGGAGAAAAGCCGGGCACAGCGGGAGCUAGAGUUCAGUAUGGCAGUGGGCAACCUCAUUUCAGAGCUGGUGCGGAGCAUGGGCUGGGCUCGGAACCUUAGCGACCAAGGCACAUUACCACCCCGGCCACCCAGGUCUAUCUUCCAGCCCUGCAUUUCAGGGGCCCCCCUUUUACUGCCUACCAUUGUCACUACCCCCAGAAGGCAAGGGAGAGCCUUCCGCCAGCGCUCUGAAUUUUCUAGCCGGAGUGGCUAUGGUGAGUAUGUGCAGCAGACAUUGCAGCCAGGGAUGCGAGUGCGGAUCCUGGAUGAUUACGAGGAGAUCAAUGCAGGGGAUGAGGGCGAGUUCCGGCAGAGCAACAAUGGCGUUCCCCCCGUGCAGGUCUUCUGGCAGUCCACAGGCCGCACAUACUGGGUGCACUGGCACAUGCUGGAGAUCCUGGGCCCUGAGGAAGCUACUGGGGAUUCCACUUUGUCUGCUGUGGAGAAGGGGGCAGGGGCUACUGCGGUGGGUGCAGGUGCCGAUGCCCCAGUGCCUACAUCCUCGACCUUUCCCGCCUGGGACUGGAAGCCUGCAGACGGCCUCUACUCUUUGCCAUACCUCCAGCCUGAGCCUCAGAAGAAUGAGGAAUCCGGUUUCUUGACUAAGGCUGAGUGGUGGGAACUACUUUUCUUCAUCAAGAAGUUGGAUUUAUGUGAACAGCAGCCAAUAUUCCAGAAUCUUCGGGAGAAACUGGAUAAGGCCCUGAGUGAAAAGGCCCUAGGUGAGCUCUCCGUGCCCAUAGAGAUGGCUGAGGGUCUGCUGCAGGUUCUCAGUAAUCGGUUUGAGGGCAGCACCCUCUGUGACCUGCUCAACUCUCAGAUCUACACCAAGUAUGGGCUGCUACCUGAUGAACUAAGUAACUUGUCUUCACGAAGUCACUCCUGUACCCCAGAUCCAGAAGAGGAGUCCAAAUCAGCAGCCAAAUCCUUGGAGGAAGAGACUGAGUCCCCCAAGGCAAAGCCUGAGCCCCCUAAGGCAGAGGCAGAGCCUGCCAAGGCAAAGUCUGAGUCCCCUAUGGCCCAGAGUGACUCACAUCUGUUUAACCAGCUUCUGGUGACUGAGGGGAUGGCUCUGUCCCCUGAAACCAAGGAGGAAGCCAGUGAAAUGGCUAGAGCCUUGCGGGGGCCUGGUCCACGCAGCUCCCUGGAUCAGCGUGUGGCAGCAGUUGUGGCCACCGUGCACAUAUCCUGCCCAGACACAGAUCUGCAACUUUCAGGGCUCUCUGCCCUCUCUCAGGCUGUGGAGGAACUGACAGAGCAGGAUCACCCACUGGUUCGCCCUGACAGGUGGUUGAGAGAAAAGCUAGUGAAGACACUGGUGGAGCUGCUGACCAAUCAGAUGGGAGAGAAGAUGGUCGUGGUCCUAGCUCUGCGCCUCCUUUACCUGCUUAUGACCAAGCAUGAGUGGCGUCCGCUCUUUGCCAGAGAGGGUGGCAUCUAUGCUGUGCUGGUUUGCAUGCAGGAAUAUAAGACUUCCAUCUUGGUGCAGCAGGCUGGGCUGGCGGCAUUAAAGAUGCUGGCCAUUGCCAGCUCCUCAGAGGUCCCCACCUUUACUACUGGCCGAGAUUCCACCCAACCUUUGUUUGAUGCCCAGAUGACCAGAGAGAUCUUCGCCAGCAUUGACUCAGCCACACGUCCAGGCUCUGAGAGCUUGCUCCUCAGUGUUCCUGCAGCUGUGAUCCUGAUGCUGAACACGGAGGGGUGCUCUUCUGCGGUGAGAAAUGGCCUGCUCCUGCUCAACCUGCUUUUGUGCAACCACCAUACUCUAGGAGACCAGAUUUUAACACAAGAGCUGAGAGACACCUUGCUUAGGCACUCAGGGAUAGCGCCGGGGACAGAACCCAUGCCUACCACCCGCACCAUCCUCACGAUGCUUCUCAGUCGCUACUCAGAGUCGCCGAGCAGGCCUGAACAUUCAGCACUGGAGACCACAAGCACCCAGGGUCAGGAUGGGUCCCCCGAACUUCUGAUUAGAUCCCUGGUGGGGGGCCCAUCUGCAGAACUCCUUCUGGACUUGGAACGCAUGCUGUGCCGGGAAGGCAGCCCAGGAGGGGCUGUGAAGCCCCUCCUCAAGCGCCUCCAGCAGGAGACCCAGCCCUUCCUCCUGUUGCUGCGGACUCUUGAUGCCCCUGGGCCCAACAAAAUUCUGCUGCUGACGGUGCUCAGGGUCAUGAUCCGACUGCUGGAUUACCCGGAGACAAUGGUUCUCUCCUGGCAUGAGGUCUUGGAGCCUUGCCUCAACUGUCUGAGUGGCCCCAGCAGUGACCCUGAGAUUGUUCAGGAGCUGACUCGCUUCCUGCACCGCCUGGCUUCUAUGCAUAAGGACUAUGCAGUGGUGCUCUGCUGUUUGGGAGCAAAAGAAGUCCUCUCCAAAGUCCUGGACAAGCACUCCACUCAGCUGCAGCUGACUUCCGAGCUUCGGGACCUGGUGACAGAGUGUGAGAAAUAUGCCCAGCUCUAUAGCAACCUCACCUCCAGCAUCCUGGCUGGCUGUAUCCAGAUGGUGCUGGGCCAGAUUGAAGACCACAGACGAACCCACCAGCCCAUCAAUAUUCCCUUCUUUGAUGUGUUCCUGAGGCAUCUCUGCCAGGGCUCCAGUGUGGAAGUGAAGGAGGACAAAUGCUGGGAGAAGGUGGAGGUGUCUUCCAACCCGCACCGGGCCAGCAAGCUGAUGGACCGCAACCCUAAGACAUACUGGGAGUCCAACGGCAGCACUGGCUCCCACUACAUCACCCUGCACAUGCACCGUGGAGUCCUCAUUAGGCAGCUGACUCUCCUGGUAGCCAGCGAAGAUUCAAGUUACAUGCCAGCCAGAGUGGUGGUGUUUGGAGGGGACAGUGCCAGCUGUAUCAGCACGGAGCUCAACACGGUGAACGUGAUGCCUUCUGCCAGCCGAGUGACCCUCCUGGAGAACCUGAACCGCUUCUGGCCCAUCAUCCAGAUCCGCAUAAAGCGCUGCCAGCAGGGUGGCAUUGACACUCGAGUUCGGGGUUUGGAGGUCCUGGGCCCUAAGCCCACUUUCUGGCCACUGUUCCGGGAGCAGCUGUGCCGCCGUACAUGUCUCUUCUACACAAUUCGAGCACAGGCCUGGAGCCGGGACAUAGCAGAGGACCGCAGACGCCUCCUCCAGCUCUGUCCCAGACUGAACAGAGUUUUGCGUCAUGAACAGAAUUUUGCUGAUCGCUUCCUCCCUGAUGAUGAAGCUGCCCAGGCACUGGGCAAGACCUGCUGGGAGGCCCUGGUCAGCCCCCUGGUUCAGAACGUCACCUCUCCUGAUGUGGAAGGUGUAAGCUCCCUGGGAUGGUUGCUGGAUCAGUACUUGGAGCAGAGGGACAAUGCACGGAUCCCCCAGAGUCGGGCAGCGACCUUCGCUUCUCGAGUUCGCCGCCUGUGCCACUUGCUGGUUCAUGUGGAGCUCCCUCCUGGGCCUUCUCCUGAGCCAUCUCCUCGGCCCCUUGGCAAGAACAACAAGGGUCGGGACCGGAGCCCUGGGCCUUCGCCAGUGCUUCCAAGCAGCAGUCUGAGGAACAUCACCCAGUGCUGGCUCAGCGUGGUGCAAGAGCAGGUCAGCAGAUUCCUGGCUGCAGCCUGGAGGGCUCCAGACUUUGUGACUCGUUACUGUAAGCUCUAUGAACACUUGCAGAGGGCAGGCUCAGAGCUGUUUGGGCCCCGGGCAGCCUUCACACUGGCUCUGCGCAGUGGCUUCUCAGGUGCCCUGCUACAGCAGUCUUUCCUCACGGCUGCUCACAUGAGUGAGCAGUUUGCCAGGCACAUUGACCAACAGAUCCAGGGUGGCCUGCUUGGCGGCGCCCCUGGAGUAGAAACCCUGGGCCGGCUUCAGCGGCACCUGGAACCCAUCAUGGUCCUUUCUGGCCUGGAGCUGGCCACCACUUUUGAGCACUUCUAUCAGCACUACAUGGCAGACCGGCUCCUGAGCUUGGGCUCCAGCUGGCUGGAGGGGGCCGUGCUGGAGCAGAUCGGCCUCUGCUUCCCCAACCGCCUCCCCCAACUGAUGCUGCAGAGCCUGAGCACCUCGGAGGAGCUGCAGCGCCAGUUCCACCUCUUCCAGCUCCAGCAGCUUGACAGGGUACUUCUGGAGCAGGAAGAUAAGGAGGGACAGGGACUGCUGGUAGAGGAGGAGGAAGAGGAGGAAGAGGAGGCUGAUGAGAAACAACUAUUUACAGACGAUCUGAAUCCAGUCGUUUCUAUAAUGGUCCUGUCACCACGCUGCUGGCCUGUCUCUCCACUCUGCUACUUGUACCAUCCCAGAAAAUGCCUCCCUCCGGAAUUCUGUGAUGCCCUUGACCGCUUCUCCAGUUUCUACAGCCAGAGUCAGAACCACCCAGUUCUGGACAUGGGGCCACAUCGACGGCUGCAGUGGACGUGGCUGGGCCGGGCGGAGCUGCAGUUUGGGAAGCAGGCGCUGCAUGUGUCCACUGUGCAGAUGUGGCUGCUGCUAAAUUUCAAUCAGACUGAGGAGGUGUCAGUGGAGACCUUGCUAAAGGAUUCCGACCUCUCCCCAGAGCUGCUGCACCAGGCCCUCCUGCCCCUCACCUCUGAGACUGGCCCUUUGACCCUGCAGGAGGCACAGAACUUUCCAUCUGGGGGGGUACUGCGACUUCGUGAGCCUGGGACCCCGUCCAGUGAGGAGGCCCUGUGGCUGAUACCACCCCAGACAUACCUGAAUGUAGAGAAGGAUGAGGGCCGCACCCUGGAGCAGAAGAGGAACCUCUUAAGCUGCCUUCUUGUCCGUAUUCUCAAAGCACAUGGGGAGAAAGGCCUCCACAUUGAUCAGCUGGUUUGUCUGGUGCUGGAAGCCUGGCAGAAGGGUCCAAAUCCCCCUGGGAGCCUGGGUCGCGCUGUUGCUGGGGGCGUGGCCUGUACCAGCACCGAUGUCCUCUCUUGCAUCCUGCACCUCCUGGGCCAGGGCUACGUGGAGCGCCGUGAUGACCGGCCGCAGAUCCUGAUGUAUGCCACUCCAGAGCCCAUGGGGCCCUGCCGGGGCCAGGCAGAUGUCCCCUUCUGUGGCAACAAAAGCACCAAGACCUUCAAGCCUAGCCCAGAAGCUGUGGUGGCCCUUGCAUCUCUGCAGCUGCCUGCAGGCCGCACUAUGAGCCCCCAUGAGGUAGAAGGGUUGAUGGAGCAGACUGUGCGGCAAGUACAAGAGACACUGAAUAUAGAACCAGAUGUGGCACAGCACCUUUUGGCUCAUUCCCACUGGGGUGCCGAACAGUUGCUACAGAGCUACAGUGAUGACCCAGAGCCACUACUGCUGGCAGCCGGGCUGUGUGUGCCCCAGGCCCAGGCCGUGCCCACACGCCCAGACCACUGCCCUGUCUGUGUCAGCCCCCUGGGCCCCGAUGACGACUUGCCCUCCCUCUGCUGCAUGCACUGUUGCUGUAAGUCUUGCUGGAAUGAAUAUCUGACCACUCGGAUCGAGCAGAACCUUGUGCUGAAUUGUACCUGCCCCAUCGCCGACUGCCCCGCCCAGCCCACCGGCGCCUUCAUCCGGGCCAUCGUCUCUUCACCAGAGGUCAUCUCCAAGUACGAGAAGGCCCUGCUGCGAGGCUAUGUGGAAAGCUGCUCCAACCUGACCUGGUGCACCAACCCCCAGGGCUGCGACCGAGUCCUGUGCCGCCAGGGCCUGGGCUGCGGGACCACCUGCUCCAAGUGCGGCUGGGCUUCCUGCUUCAACUGUAGCUUCCCUGAGGCACACUACCCUGCCAGCUGUGGCCACAUGUCCCAGUGGGUCGAUGACGGUGGCUAUUACGAUGGCAUGAGCGUGGAGGCCCAGAGCAAGCACCUGGCCAAGCUCAUCUCCAAACGCUGCCCCAGCUGUCAGGCUCCCAUUGAGAAGAACGAGGGGUGUCUGCACAUGACUUGUGCCAAGUGUAACCAUGGAUUCUGUUGGCGCUGCCUCAAAUCCUGGAAACCCAAUCACAAGGACUACUACAAUUGCUCAGCCAUGGUGAGCAAAGCGGCUCGCCAGGAGAAGCGGUUCCAGGACUAUAAUGAGAGGUGCACUUUCCACCACCAGGCCCGGGAGUUUGCUGUGAACCUUCGGAACCGGGCCUCUGCCAUCCACGAGGUGCCCCCGCCCAGAUCCCUGACCUUCCUCAACGAUGCGUGCCGAGGCCUUGAACAGGCUCGAAAGGUGCUGGCCUAUGCCUGUGUCUACAGCUUCUACAGUCAGGACACAGAGUACAUGGACGUGGUAGAACAGCAGACCGAGAACCUGGAGCUGCACACCAAUGCCCUGCAGAUCCUCCUGGAGGAGACGCUGCUGCGCUGUGGAGACCUGGCGUCCUCCCUGCGCCUCCUGAGGCCCGGCUGCCUGAGCACGGGCCUGGAGCUGCUGCGUCGGAUCCAGGAGAGGCUGCUGGCCAUCCUGCAGCAUUCCACCCAGGACUUCCGGGUCGGUCUCCAGAGCCCAUCAGCCGAUGCCCGGGAGCCAAAGGGAUCCAACGUGCCCAGCAGCCAACCCCAGGGCUCCUCGGGGCUGGAAGCAGAGGAGGAGGAAGAGGAGGAGGAGGAGGAAGAGGACGAGGAUGAUGUGCCUGAGUGGCAGCAGGAGUUUGAUGAGGAGCUGGACAACGACAGCUUCUCCUACGACGAGGAGUCGGAAAACCUGGACAGAGAGACGUUCUUCUUUGGUGACGAGGACGAAGACGAUGAGGGCUAUGACUGAGGGGAGGCGCAGGAGACGCCUGGAGCAGCCCUGCCAGCGUCUCGGGCGGGGGGG
Molecule: messenger RNA, 7745 nt
Organism: Dipodomys spectabilis (banner-tailed kangaroo rat)
Lineage: Eukaryota; Metazoa; Chordata; Mammalia; Rodentia; Heteromyidae
Gene: Cul9
Product: cullin 9
Exons: 41
Coding region: 93-7691 (2532 amino acids)
Biological process (GO): ubiquitin-dependent protein catabolic process
Cellular component (GO): cullin-RING ubiquitin ligase complex
Molecular function (GO): ubiquitin protein ligase binding; zinc ion binding
Source: RefSeq, a predicted model, not a curated record